GGCGCGUCGGGAGGGGGCGGGGCCAGCCGGCUGCCCAGCUCCAGGGCUGCGGGCGCCUAUUGACCCAACGGCCGCUGCGCCGCCGCCGCUGCCGCCGCCGCCGUCUCCUCCGGCUCGUGGCGGGCGGUACAGGAGCGCCGAGUGGCGCUGGGGAACCGGCUCUUCCUUUCGCGGCUGCCGCCGCCAUCUCCGCGUUCUCGGGGCGGGAAGGAGGGGGUGCUCCACGGCUGCAGCUGGAGCGGGCUCCUCUCCGGGGACGGUCCUCUCCUCCUCCCUCGGCUUGCCUCCUCCCGGCGCUGCCCGCCCCCUGCGCCCUCCGCGUGCAGCCCGGGCCCGCGAGGGGGAAGGUAGGGGCGGCGGGGGCCGGGAGAGGCCGGGGAUCGGACGCACACGCCGAGGAAAGUCCUGGAUUGCAGCGCUCCGGCGCACAGGGUGCACCCGGGUCGGGCCCCCGCAGUAGCCGCGGCAGGAAGGGGUUCUUCGGCGGGCACGCGGGGGCGGUGUGGCGGGGGUGGGCCUGGGUGUCCCGGCGCUAAGUUGUGGGGCACGGCGCCUCCAGGUCCAGUUCCUUCUUCCGCGCGCUCCUUGCUCCCAGCGCCGCACACUCGGCCCCGGAGCCGCGGAACCCGCGCGUUCUCUGGGCGCGGAGGACACGCCUGCCCUUGUCGAGAAAACUUUUCCUGCCGACUCAGUCGUGCCGGCCCGUGGCAGGAAGUCGGGCAGAGACCUCUCCUCUGACUGCUCCGACCGCCCUACCGGGUAGCGCUAUCCUGCAGGAAAGCAAGUUUGUGGGGACCUUUGCCUUGCUCUCCAGGAGUCUGCCUUGCAGGGACGGCCGGCCUUGGGGAGGGCAGCGGGCCAGGGCGUAGGCCGAGGGCGCGUGGUGGCUCCGGAGACGAGGUGCGGAGCGCAGCCGGGACCCGCGCCGUAGCGCGCGAAGGGUGUGCGGCCGGGAGCAGGGAGCCCUCGGCGAUCGCCGGCUGGAGUCCUCAGUCUUCUGCCUCCUUCGGGUGAGGACCGCGUCCUGGCCCCGAGUCCAUCGAGGAAAAUGAAGUUAAGUCGCCAGUUCACCGUGUUUGGCAGCGCGAUCUUCUGCGUCGUAAUCUUCUCACUCUACCUGAUGCUGGACAGGGGUCACUUGGACUACCCUCGGGGCCCGCGCCAGGAGGGCUCCUUUCCGCAGGGCCAGCUUUCAAUAUUGCAAGAAAAGAUUGACCAUUUGGAGCGUUUGCUCGCUGAGAACAACGAGAUCAUCUCAAAUAUCAGAGACUCAGUCAUCAACCUGAGCGAGUCUGUGGAGGACGGCCCGCGGGGGUCACCAGGCAACGCCAGCCAAGGCUCCAUCCACCUCCACUCGCCACAGUUGGCCCUGCAGGCUGACCCCAGAGACUGUUUGUUUGCUUCACAGAGUGGGAGUCAGCCCCGGGAUGUGCAGAUGUUGGAUGUUUACGAUCUGAUUCCUUUUGAUAAUCCAGAUGGUGGAGUUUGGAAGCAAGGAUUUGACAUUAAGUAUGAAGCGGAUGAGUGGGACCAUGAGCCCCUGCAAGUGUUUGUGGUGCCUCACUCCCAUAAUGACCCAGUUUACUACAGAAUGGUCAGCUGGAAAUUGUGACCGGUGGCUGGGUUAUGCCUGAUGAAGCCACUCCACAUUAUUUUGCCUUAAUUGACCAACUAAUUGAAGGGCACCAAUGGCUGGAAAAAAAUCUAGGAGUGAAACCUCGAUCGGGCUGGGCCAUAGAUCCCUUUGGUCAUUCACCCACAAUGGCUUAUCUUCUAAAGCGUGCUGGAUUUUCACACAUGCUCAUCCAGAGAGUCCAUUAUGCAAUCAAAAAACACUUCUCUUUGCAUAAAACGCUGGAGUUUUUCUGGAGACAGAAUUGGGAUCUUGGAUCUGCUACAGACAUUUUGUGCCAUAUGAUGCCCUUCUACAGCUACGACAUCCCUCACACCUGUGGGCCUGAUCCUAAAAUAUGCUGCCAGUUUGAUUUUAAACGGCUUCCUGGAGGCAGAUAUGGUUGUCCCUGGGGAGUUCCCCCAGAAGCAAUAUCUCCUGGAAAUGUCCAAAGCAGGGCUCAGAUGCUAUUGGAUCAGUACCGGAAAAAGUCAAAACUUUUCCGCACUAAAGUUCUGCUGGCUCCACUGGGAGACGACUUUCGGUUCAGUGAAUACACAGAGUGGGAUCUGCAGUGCAGGAACUACGAGCAACUGUUCAGUUACAUGAACUCGCAGCCUCAUCUGAAAGUGAAGAUCCAGUUUGGAACCUUGUCAGAUUAUUUCGACGCAUUGGAGAAAGCGGUGGCAGCCGAGAAGAAGAGUAGCCAGUCUGUGUUCCCUGCCCUGAGUGGAGACUUCUUCACGUACGCUGACAGAGACGACCAUUACUGGAGUGGCUACUUCACGUCCAGACCUUUCUACAAACGAAUGGACAGAAUAAUGGAAUCUCGUAUAAGGGCUGCUGAAAUUCUUUACCAGUUGGCCUUGAAACAAGCUCAGAAAUACAAGAUAAAUAAAUUUCUUUCAUCACCUCAUUACACAACACUGACAGAAGCCAGAAGGAACUUAGGACUAUUUCAGCAUCAUGAUGCCAUCACAGGAACCGCGAAAGACUGGGUGGUUGUGGACUAUGGUACCAGACUCUUUCAGUCAUUAAAUUCUUUGGAGAAGAUAAUUGGAGAUUCUGCAUUUCUUCUCAUUUUAAAGGACAAAAAGCUGUACCAGUCAGAUCCUUCCAAAGCCUUCUUAGAGAUGGAUACGAAGCAAAGUUCACAAGAUUCUCUGCCCCAAAAAAUUAUAAUACAACUGAGCGCACAGGAGCCAAGGUACCUUGUGGUCUACAAUCCCUUUGAACAAGAACGGCAUUCAGUGGUGUCCAUCCGGGUAAACUCCGCCACAGUGAAAGUGCUGUCUGAUUCGGGAAAACCGGUGGAGGUUCAAGUCAGUGCAGUUUGGAACGACAUGAGGACAAUUUCACAAGCAGCCUAUGAGGUUUCUUUUCUAGCUCAUAUACCACCACUGGGACUGAAAGUGUUUAAGAUCUUAGAGUCACAAAGUUCAAGCUCACACUUGGCUGAUUAUGUCCUAUAUAAUAAUGAUGGACUAGCAGAAAAUGGAAUAUUCCACGUGAAGAACAUGGUGGAUGCUGGAGAUGCCAUAACAAUAGAGAAUCCCUUCCUGGCGAUUUGGUUUGACCGAUCUGGGCUGAUGGAGAAAGUGAGAAGGAAAGAAGACAGUAGACAGCAUGAACUGAAGGUCCAGUUCCUGUGGUACGGAACCACCAACAAAAGGGACAAGAGCGGUGCCUACCUCUUCCUGCCUGACGGGCAGGGCCAGCCAUAUGUUUCCCUAAGACCGCCCUUUGUCAGAGUGACACGUGGAAGGAUCUACUCAGAUGUGACCUGUUUCCUCGAACACGUUACUCACAAAGUCCGCCUGUACAACAUUCAGGGAAUAGAAGGUCAGUCCAUGGAAGUUUCUAAUAUUGUAAACAUCAGGAAUGUGCAUAACCGUGAGAUUGUAAUGAGAAUUUCAUCUAAAAUAAACAACCAAAAUAGAUAUUAUACUGACCUAAAUGGAUAUCAGAUUCAGCCUAGAAGGACCAUGAGCAAAUUGCCUCUUCAAGCCAACGUUUACCCGAUGUGCACAAUGGCGUAUAUCCAGGAUGCUGAGCACCGGCUCACGCUGCUCUCUGCUCAGUCUCUAGGUGCUUCCAGCAUGGCUUCUGGUCAGAUUGAAGUCUUCAUGGAUCGAAGGCUCAUGCAGGAUGAUAACCGUGGCCUUGGGCAAGGCGUCCAUGACAAUAAGAUUACAGCUAAUUUGUUUCGAAUCCUCCUCGAGAAGAGAAGCGCUGUGAACAUGGAAGAAGAAAAGAAGAGCCCUGUCAGCUACCCUUCCCUCCUCAGCCACAUGACUUCGUCCUUCCUCAACCAUCCCUUUCUCCCCAUGGUACUAAGUGGCCAGCUCCCCUCCCCUGCCUUUGAGCUGCUGAGUGAAUUUCCUCUGCUGCAGUCCUCUCUACCUUGUGAUAUCCAUCUGGUCAACCUGCGGACAAUACAAUCAAAGAUGGGCAAAGGCUAUUCGGAUGAGGCAGCCUUGAUCCUCCACAGGAAAGGGUUUGAUUGCCAGUUCUCCAGCAGAGGCAUCGGGCUACCCUGUUCCACUACUCAGGGAAAGAUGUCAGUUCUGAAACUUUUCAACAAGUUUGCUGUGGAGAGUCUCGUCCCUUCCUCUCUGUCCUUGAUGCACUCCCCUCCAGAUGCCCAGAACAUGAGUGAAGUCAGCCUGAGCCCCAUGGAGAUCAGCACGUUCCGUAUCCGCUUGCGUUGGACCUGACCCAGACUUGAGCAGAGAAACUCCGGCUUUGUUACCGUCCUUGGUUUAACGUGCAAUAACUAAGCACAUUACUUUAGCUUCUGGCUACUGUGAGAACAUGAAUUCUGUGAUUCUGUUUUUUUGUUUUGUUUUGUUUUGUUUUUUAAACCAAUCUAGUAAGAAAAAGCCAUGCUUUAAAAAAAGGUUUCUUUCUCUGAGUUUGUCCCACAGCUACCGUUAUCAGUAUGAACUGAGGUAACAAAAAUGAAGAACUAUUGAAAGAUAAGCCCUCAACAGACUGCAUCUCAGGUUAAAUGCUAACUAUGUUUGCAUUGAGGGUUGUAAAGAGAUUCUCUAGAAGUAUUCUUAUCUCUGAUCAUGUUUUAUUAAAAAAAUACCCAUUUGACUUAAAUAGAAAGAAAAAUCAGAAGUUGGUAGGUAACAGCUUAAUGGCCAAAGUAGUUGUAAUCAUUGAUAUAAAUUUGAAUAUUUUGUAUGUUAAAAUAAUGUGGAAAAGUGCAAUCCCUCAACCCUUAUGAUAAAUGUAGUUGGUUUUCAUACUCUUUUCCAAUGAACCUCUUGGCUACCCUUUCCUACCCACACAUUUAAAAAAAUAAGUGAUAAUUUUAGUCGUUCACCAGUAGAAAAAGAGGUGUAUUUUCAUUACUUGACAACAUGGGAUGGGUGCAAUUUAUUCCAUUGUCACUGAAACAGAAGAAGCAGUUCCACUUUAGGUACCACAAGGUGUCUUUCUAUACAGCUCAUUUGAAUACAGGUGUUCCAAGGUGGGGUUUUCUAUUUUUAAAUUACCAUAUCAAAAAUAAAUGUGCCUUAUUUUUUUAUAAGUCUUGUUAAAUCUUAUUACUGUCCAUAUUACUGUUUGGGAGGUGGGGUAUUGGGAGGUUGGGAUAGGGGGUGGGUACUUUCUAUGACACAUAAAUUAUGUAAAAUUUUUUGCUUGAUAAUGCUGGCCACAUCCUGAUCUGUGUCAUUACAUUUGUGGUGAUGUUACUCUAAACAUUUUGACUAUUUGAAUGUACUGAGAUGUCAGAAAACGAAACAAGGGAGAAAAAUAUUGCUAAUUAAAAUAUGCUGCUGCCAAGGAAACUGCAAGUUGAAGCAAGGAUUUCGUAACCCACAAGAUCCAAGUACUUCUUGCAUUUCACAGUACUUAACCGCGUUAAAGAGAGAAUGCUUUAAAAAUAGACUGUUUUCUAAAAUCCUCUGUGUGUAGCUCAUCUUAUGUUCCUUACUAAAGAACACGUUCCAAACAUUUGUGUGUGGUAAACUCAGCGUGUUAGUCUAGCCCAUGUACCAUCAUGGGACCUUUGAGGUCAUUUGAGAUCAUUGUUUCUGUAAUAGAAUAAUAGUAUUUAAUUUUGGUAUAGAAAGAAUGCUUUGGCUAUAUCCACUUUUGAAAAAUUCUCCUCAGUGUCUUAACCUAAUUUAGUAUUCUUUGACUUUAAACCUCCACUUACCUCUUACCAUUCCAGUACAUUACAGAGAAAAGCAUUUCUGCCUCACUGUUUAUUCUGAUCGUCAUCUGGAUUCUUCCUCAAGAUGCAGCUCCUACAUUCGCUGUUCUGUUGAGUUCCUAAAAUCCUUUGCCUAUAAUCAUUAAGGAAAUACCAGAAUGACAGGACCAUUGCAAGGGUAUAAUUUCAUGCAGUAAGCAUGUGACGUACAUUCCCUUCCUCAUUUGUUGGGGAAUAAGCAACUGAAAGUACAACAAAACCACUUCCUCCUAUAACCUCUGCAGACGCUAGCUAGGACGACCAAGCGCCAGUCCCACGAAUAUGAUCUAUUUUCUUGUUGUAUCUUAAGUGUAUGCCUUCCUGUGGAUGUUCACUGUGCUCUGUGGUUAAGUGGCUAUGCUUAAUCACUACAGAAGUUCUGAUGAGGCCAAAUGAAACCAGUGGCUGACAUAAAUAAUAAA
Molecule: messenger RNA, 6244 nt
Organism: Mus musculus (house mouse)
Lineage: Eukaryota; Metazoa; Chordata; Mammalia; Rodentia; Muridae
Gene: Man2a1
Product: mannosidase 2, alpha 1
Exons: 21
Coding region: 1627-4329 (900 amino acids)
Biological process (GO): mannose metabolic process; carbohydrate metabolic process
Cellular component (GO): Golgi apparatus; Golgi medial cisterna; Golgi membrane
Molecular function (GO): alpha-mannosidase activity; mannosidase activity; carbohydrate binding
Source: RefSeq, a predicted model, not a curated record